Molecule: messenger RNA, 5989 nt
Organism: Synchiropus splendidus (mandarinfish)
Lineage: Eukaryota; Metazoa; Chordata; Actinopteri; Syngnathiformes; Callionymidae
Product: SLIT and NTRK-like protein 1
Exons: 2
Coding region: 869-2971 (700 amino acids)
Biological process (GO): regulation of presynapse assembly; axonogenesis; positive regulation of synapse assembly
Cellular component (GO): glutamatergic synapse; postsynaptic density membrane; GABA-ergic synapse
Molecular function (GO): protein binding
Source: RefSeq, a predicted model, not a curated record
UCAGACACUGACGCAUCGUUUGUUGUAUAGUUUUUUUUUCCUCCGUUUUUGUGCAGGACUGAGGACGCCUGUCGCAGAUAAUUGUUUUUACCGCAUUCAACAGUGUUUUCAAAGCAUGGGGCACGGAGAGUCACGGCAGUGGGAGCGGAGGAGAGAUGAAAGUAUCGUCCCCCGUGGAUGGGAGUAAUUGCGGCUAUUGAACGGAGACAUUAUGAUGUUAUAUCUCAACGCUGUUUUCCCCGCCGCCAGUUUGGACACUUGUCACGGAGAAGCUGCAUUCCCUCAGUUUAGUCGACGGAUUCCUGCCAUCGCGUCUCAGCAGAGAGUGUCAGAUCUUUCCUGGAGCACCGCGCUAGAAUGAACACACUGUCUGCUUUGGUCUUUUUUGUCGUUCCCGAAUCGCCAGGGAGGGAACCGGCACGGAGCAACCGAUCCAAAUCACCGGCGGAGGAGAGAGGGGAUACGGCUUGUGCGCAGCGGCGCAUUCGACACUGACUUUUCGGCGCAGGGGUGUGAAUUCAGCACCAGAGAAACGGAGAGCUCUUUAUUGUCGCGCUCUAUCUUUGCCAAGGUCAGUCAGAUUAACUGUACAAAAGAUGUCUCAGACUCUACAGAUGCCUGUUUUUGAUCGUUAUCACGGAAUUCGGAGAUUUCUGUCGAUGCAUUGAGACGUGCGCAUUUUCCAAAGCGCGGAGUCUGGACACAGACGCAGCAUGGAUGUAUGAGGAAGGACUUGAAAGCCUUAAUUUUUUUUUGACACAACUUCCCUCUUUCUUUCUUUUUUUUCUUUUUUUUCCCCUCCUCUACCAAUGAUGACCAAAUUCACUGCUCAUAUGUCUUAAAACCGGGAAUGGUUUGUUAAAAGAAAAUGCUGCUUUGGAUAGUCCUGCUGAAUGCGGCUCUUUGUGUUGCCAGUGGGAAUGUGACAAGGGACGUUUGUAAGGAGCAGAUAUGCUCUUGCAACGAGAUCGAAGGCGACCUGCACAUAGACUGUGAAAAAAGGAGCUUCACGACGCUGCAGCAAUUGACUGGUCCAAGUUCACAGUUUUACCACUUACUCCUGCAUGGAAAUUCUCUGUCCAGACUAUUCCCGAAUGAAUUUGCAAACUUUUACAAUGCGGUGAGCCUGCAUUUGGAGAACAAUGGUUUGCACGACAUCGUCCCGGGCGCCUUCCUCGGACUCCAGCUGGUCAAGCGGCUUCACAUCAACAACAAUAAGAUCAGAUCGUUCAGAAAAAGCACCUUUCUGGGCUUAGAUGACUUGGAGUACCUCCAAGCUGAUUUUAAUCUGCUGAGGGAUGUAGACCCUGCUGUUUUCAGGGAUCUAAAUAAACUCGAGGUGUUGAUACUCAAUGAUAACCUCAUCACUGCAAUUCCCAUCAACGUGUUCCAACAUGUGCCAAUAACACAUCUUGACUUGAGGGGGAACAGAAUCAAGACGUUGCCUUACGAGGGGGUGCUUGAGCAGAUACCAGGCAUUGCAGAGGUUUUAUUGGAGGACAACCCGUGGGACUGCAACUGUGACCUGGUUUCGUUGAAGGAAUGGUUGGAGAACAUUCCCCAGAAUGCACUUAUUGGCAGGGUUAUUUGUGAGGCUCCUACCAGGCUCCAGGGGAAUGACUUGAAUGAGACGUCAGAGGCUGAUCUGUGUCCUUCGCAAAGUGGUGGCGUUGACAUCAGCCUGGUUGCCCCUCCCACACAGGAUGAGACCUCGGAGCCGGCAGCGAACCCUCAUCCCACGCCUUUCAAGACCAAUGGAGAUGCCCCAACCCCUGGCAGCCACGGAUCAAAGAGCCGCUCUAAAUCUCGUGAGAACUGGCAGCUGAAAACAAAACCCACAACUGUGGUGGUCGGCGCGAGCGGGGAUCGAGUAAAUCUACAAAACAUGACAUGUCCACAGCCAUGCAGCUGUAAAUUGGUUGGGUCCAGGCAGGGACUCGGGGUCAACUGUGAGGGUAAGAAGCUCGAAAGCCUCUCCAGCCUAAAGCCAAGACCUUUGGCCGCUCACGAAUUGAACAUGAGAAACAACAACAUCCACGCUAUAAAGAAGAACCAGCUGGUAGGUUACGCCAGCCUGAACCUGCUGGAUCUUGGAGGGAACAACAUAAAGAUGAUUGACAACAGCACGUUCCAGAACCAAAGUGAACUCAGGUGGCUCUACAUGGAUAAGAACUACCUGGAUACACUGAUAGCGGAGAUGUUUGUGGGACUCGUCAAUGUGGAAUAUCUCAGUUUGGAAUACAAUGACAUUCAGCUCAUCGUAGCUGGCGCGUUCAGUCCCAUGCCCAACCUGAGGGUGUUGUUCCUGAACAACAACCUUCUGAAAGCUUUGCCUGUAGACGCUUUCCUUGGGAUUUCUUUAUCCAAGAUUAGUCUUCAUAACAAUUACUUUCCCUAUCUCCCCGUGGCUGGUGUGUUGGACCAGCUCAAUUCAAUCAUACAGAUCGAUUUACACGGGAACCCGUGGGAUUGUUCAUGCAACAUUGUCCCCUUCAAGCAGUGGACGGAGAAGCUCGGGGCCGACGUAAUCGUGAGUGACCUCAAUUGUGAGUCACCGGAAGAGUUCUGGAAACAAGACUUCCGCUAUGUUCGGAAUGAUCUAAUGUGCCCAAAACUCUAUGACCGAAUGUCCCCUACAUCCCACUCCAAAAACAACACUUUCACGCUCGAUCCUGGGACGCGCUCAAACUCCUACCUGGAGCCAAACAGGGUCUCCAUCUCAGUGCUUGUUCCCGGUUUGCUGCUGGUGUUUGUCACGUCUGCUUUCACUGUGGUGGGGAUGCUUGUGUUCAUCCUGCGUAAUCGCAAACGCUCAAAGCGAAGGGACGGAAACUCAUCUGCCUCAGAGAUCAAUUCCUUACAAACAGUUUGCGACUCUUCAUACUGGCACAGUGGGCCUUAUCAUGCUGACGGGGGCGCACAUCGGGUCUUUGACUGCACCACACACCUCUCCGCCACAAACGAUGCAUAAAGGAAAACACUAAUCCCGCACCAGGCUGGAAUACAGACACCUACAGACAUAAAUAACCGCUGGAUAAAGUGACAUAUUUUUGAACCUGCUCUGUAAUAUAUGUAAAUGACAAACCCCUCUCGGCUAAAUACCUUCCCUCCCUCCGUCCUUUCUGUCUUGCUAUUUGCCGCAAUCGGACUACGGAUCUGUUUGAGACAGCAAGGGGGAGGAAGAAGGGAGACGUGUGUGUGCGAGUGCGUGUGUGUGUGUGCAAGAGACAGAGAGAGAGAGAGAGAGAGCUGCAGACUGAGCCGGAUCCAGGACCCGGGAAAUGGUGCACGAACGCAUGAAUGUAAAUGUAAAUACUGGGACCGAUGUAUCAUAAUCUGCAUGAAGAUAUUUCGCAUGGUUUCAACACACACACAAGACGGCGAGGAACCAUAACCACCAUAACCAACAACCCUUUUCAUGUUAAACCUAUAUAUAGAUAUUAAUAAUUAUAUAUGACUAUUACAAAAGUGCCAUUUCUCUAUUUUUUGUGAACCUGCGGUUAGGAUUUGUAUUUGUUGUUUUAAAGAGAUAAGGAAAAAAAAAAUCUUGAUUGAUGGACAUGAAGCUGUCAGUGCAUGUUCUUUUUUCAUUUGUUAUCAUUUGAUUGUCGAUAAAUAUUGGGGUUAUUUAUACUAGAUGGUGCAGAUGAAACCCACUGUCUGCGCGCUUUUCAUCUACUUUCUGAAUGUAAAACUGUGUUACUUUAUGGUGUGCCAAUUGUUGACUUUCAGAUAUCCAGAAACGCAGAUGAGCAUGACCAACUACUGUCACUCAGAUGCUGCGACGUCAAUGUAGCUAAAAUAACAGUUCUGUGGUUUUUAUUUCUGUGUGUGUCGAUGAAAUAUAGCUUGCUUUCAGCGUGAGAGGGUGUGAGAAAAGAUUCUAAAAUGGGGGGUUUAUACCAUCAUAUUUUUUCAACAACAGCUAUAUUUCAAUCUAUGUAAACCGUGCAAGUAGACUGGUUGUAAAGUAGAAUGCUUUUUUUUAUGUGAGAAAAAAAAACAUUCUUUUCAGACAAAAAAGCUAAUGGCUACUGCUCAGUCUCAUCCUGUUGUGAGCUUUUGUAUAGCCAUCUGAAUUGGUCCAAAUUAAAGAAAAGACAUGGUAUUUGUUAAAACAAAUAAAUAAUAACUAGGUUGCUUUGGGCAAGAAUUGUUUCAAUUGAUCAAAGGAAACAUGUCACAAGCUAGUGCUACAUUAACAGUGUAACUGUUUGAUGUCCUAUUCAUGACACUACUUUGCUAUUUGUGAAAAUGGCUACUUAAAUCUUUGUCUCAAAAUUAAAAAGCAUCAUUGUAGCGCCGCCAGUGUGUCAACAAUGUCAUUAACUUUACAUUAAAGCGGAUGUUAAGUGUUUAGAAAUGUGGUCAUUUCCCCCUGUUAAAGAGCCACAACACAAGAAAAAGAUUGUACCAUGGCUGCAGACUAAGAAUGACAAGGGCAUGAGUUGCUGGGCCUGCUUUAGCCUCAUUGCUUAAACAUUAUCAGGGUUUGGUACAAAAGCUGAUUCAGGAUUGGGGUGUACUUCCAUUAGCUUUCUCUCCCUACACAUGGUCAGCAGCUUCUAAUAGAAUACAGGCUGUGUAGGGUAGUGAGAAGCAAACAUUCGUGUUGAUAUUAGGUUGGAAACAGAUUGGAAUAAAAGCAGUCAUGACACAGGCUGUAUUUCAAUUCCUUCUUUUGCUUUAAUAUUUCAAGGGAGUCAGAUGAGGAAGAGCCAUAUCCCCAGCACAGUUCCUUAAGUAAGUGAAAACUUUCAAAAAUAUAUUUUCAAUCUUCGGGUUCUGUGGUAGAUGUGGUCUAUUCUGUUCAGGUGAUUUAAAAGAUUUCCUUUGCGUGGUUGUCUGAUACGACUCGCUUUUCAAAAUGUUGUGAUUCUGUGGUGAAAAAUUUGACCGAAAUCAGACUCUAAGGUUUUACUUCGGCUCUGCAGAGCAACGCUGUCCAUGGUGCUGAAUCACCUCCUCUCUUUUGUUUUUUUUUGCCUUUCCACACUAGCUGCCCUGCACAUGCACUAGACCUAAGACAAAAAGAGACGCGAGAGCAGUAGCGUGACCAUCUGCAUUCAAGCGCACACACUCCCCCCGCAGAUGAAACCAUGUGACCUUGGGGAAGAACAUCGCACUAGAUCUGUGACAAACAGUCAUCAUCGCUGAUGAUCUAUUGUUUUAUUUUUGUUGGGUUCAGUCACCUUGCUGUCCUCUGUUCUGUUGUUCUGGUUUCUCUCUAGGGGAAGGGAGAAUGGGGGCAGGGUGGGAGUCGGGGGUUCUGUGGAGUGUUGUUGUGCCACAGCCCACUGAUGAUUUGUCUUGGUUUUCAAACACGUGUUUCAGAAUUGACAUUUAUAUGCUUUGCAAUAUUUGACCUGCUUCUAUUUUGUUUAAUAAAGUGUGGUUGAAAUUGAGUGAAAACAGGAUCUGGUUGUACAAAUGUGAUUUCACAUCAGGUGUUUUGGUUCGACUGUGCAAAUAAUAUAAUACUACUACUACUACUACUACUAAUAAUAAUACCGCUUGAUAAUGUUUUACCACAGAGAGCUGCAAGGGAGAAAAGGUGCUCAGUCAGUGUACCUUUUAACAAAAAAAAACAGAAAAACUAGAUGGCAGUGAUUUAUUUUUUUCAUUUAUUUAAAUGUGGGGUUCAAUGAACAUAACAAUGGAUUGUAGAAAUGCAAUUUCAUUCGCAAAGUAUUCGCAAAACCUAUUUUUCGCCCUUGAAAGGAGGCACAAAAUUCUAUAACAAAUAGAGAGCUUCAUGUAUUUUUUAUUCUAUCUUUCUAUUUUUUUUGUGUUGUGUAUGUCCUUGCUGAAAGUACUUUCCAACUGUCAUUUCCCAAGAUGUGGCUGAUCAAGGUGCCGCUGCAUUUCAUUCUGGAAGCUGGAAUAGCUAGCCAUUGCUUACCACAGGAGGUUGCCAACACGUAAAGGGUAUUUUUUUUAGUAUACAUAUGUGGCUGUUUAAAGUAUAUAUUGCACUCCAAAUAAAAUA